Messenger RNA from Dermochelys coriacea (leatherback sea turtle), 3191 nucleotides. RefSeq names its product SLAM family member 8 (gene SLAMF8). The transcript is spliced from 5 exons. NCBI's taxonomy places the organism in Eukaryota, Metazoa, Chordata, Testudines, Dermochelyidae. The record is from RefSeq and is a predicted model, not a curated record. Bases 99 to 944 code for a protein of 281 amino acids.
AUUUCCUGUGGGAAAAUCAGGCAAUCCCAUUGCCAGACAUCAACAAGAGCUUUCAUUUUCUCCAGAAAAAGCACCCUGGCAGGCUCUAGAUUAGCGAGAUGGUGGCGUGGCUGGUGCUGGCUCUGCUCCUGCACAAAGCCCCACCGGCCACAGCCCGUGCCACCCUGAAGGUGACAGGAGUGGUGGGGAGAGCAGUGUUGCUGAGAGCCGACGUCCCCCUGGGGUUCCAAGUCAGGGAUGCCAUCUGGAGGUACCUGGCGCCGGCAGAAGAGCUAGUGGCCACCUACUUCAGGGGCUCAGCAGAGACUCUGUACCAAUCCCGUUUCUAUGGGCGGAGCCAGCUCCAUGGUAACCUCACCCUGGAGAUCAGUCAGGUGGAACUGGGAGAUAGCGGCACCUUCUCAGCCUUGCUGGUGAACACACGAGGACAGACGGAGACGCGCAUGCUGCAUCUGGCAGUCUACGAAGUGAUUUCCCAGCUGACACUGCAGGUGUUCACAUCAGAGGGCAGCCGCAGUGGCUCUGUGAGGGUCUGCGAGGUGUUCCUGACCUGUGUGGCUGCCAGUGGCACCAACGUAACCUACAGCUGGGGCAGGACGGAUGGCGAGGUGCUGAGCAUGGACAAGCACUCUCUCUUUGAGGCUGGCCUGGUCCUAUGGGCUAAGCUGGACCCCUCGGAUAGGCAGGUGUCCUAUACCUGUACUGCAGCCAAUGCUGUCAGUUGGGAAUCAGCUACCAUCGCACCCUGGGAACACUGCCAGAGGGAAACAGGUGCGGAAGAUGCUGUGUACGACUAUAGAAACAUCCUGCUCAUUGCUCUGCCCCUCUCUGUCCUGGUCCUGGCAGUGGCUGUCUUCGGGAUCCUUCUCUCUCGGAAGUGCUCAGGGAAGCAAAGAACAAAAUCACUGUUGGACACCUCAGAGCCUGACACGGCCCCUGUCUAGGAAUUGAGACUGUGUGCAGAGCAGAGGCAUGUCCUUUUGGGAGAGCAGCCCUCCUUUCUCUUUAUUGCUGGCGAGGAAGAAAGCUCACAGGGUUUGCUUGAUCCACAUUCUCUUUUCUUCUGGAGAACUUCUCAGGGGGCUGGCAGCUUCCAUUGCCCCGGGGACAGCUGGGUGACUGUAAGAGUCACUGUGGGUCAGGAUCCCAGCACAGACUUGCUUUCAGCCACAGAAGCAUUAAUCAGCCCUCAGUCAGUCACUCACCCUUUGCACCGUGUUUCUCUCCCAGUUCCCCAGACCCCCACAUUAAAAACCAUGCAGACAUUUUUACUGAAUUUGCUUGUUUCUGUCUACAAUUUUCAUCAACAUUACUGAAUAAUCCUGAAUAGUAGUCUUCUGCUAGUUAACAUUUUAUCGGUGACCUCAUAGAAAACUGAAAAUCAUUACUGAUGAAGUUUGCAGUUGACGGUGGAGGGGUAAAUAAUGAAGAGGACUGGUCACUGGAGGGUAAUAUUAUAAAUGCCAGUCAACAUGGUUUAUGAUAAAUAAAUCCUGAUACCAAAAGGAAAGGCAUUAAACCAAUAGGGUUUUGAUGUGCUGCCCCUAAACAAUUGUCUAAGACAAUGACCAGGGUAUGAAUGAGGAUGUGCCAUUGAAAAGGCCUGCUGAGUAAAGAUGGAGCUGCUGAAAAGACCCUUCUAUCUUUCCUUGCCACCACUCUGUAGUCAAGUGGCUCACGAAGAGAUGUUACAUGGGCAAGAUUGUGAAAACCCAAUACACAACUAUAUGGUUGUUGCAACCGAUGUCUGAGACCCCAGAACCAUGUAAUGAGAGCCACACAACCAUGGUAAUAGAUAAUGAAUGUGAUCAUAAGGACAGCUCUUGGACUCAGCUGUUGUUUGAGACGCCAAAACCUAAUCAGGAGACUCUGAAUAAUUCCAAUGUCAGGGGUCAUAGGGCCAAAUCACAGCUAAGUUGCAAGUAGAAAUAUUUAAGGGUAAACAAGAGGUGCCGAUGAUAGAAACUGGUCACAAUCACGCAAAUGGCUAGGGAAUGUGGCACCCAGUCAAAACUUCGGUGGCUCAAGAGCAUCAGCUAAGGAGGCCUCUUGACACACAAGGCAAAGGUUUUAAGCACAUAAGAAAGGAAAAAUGGUGCCUUAUCUGUGUUUCUUCAUUAAAUCUGUCAGCUGUUGGGUGAUGACUCUUCAGAGGUCUUGGAAACUUUGCUUAGCGUCCCAGUGCGUAUGCCCCUUUAACAAGCACUGUGCCUUUGUUUGUGUUUGUGUAAGGGGUGUGCUGAUAGGGACCCAAAAUGCCCUCAGUGCUGUAGGCGUAGGGCUGUGCUUUGAUAUGGUUUGCAAGAGGUGGAGUCAAGUAAAUCUGCGCUGGCCUGGUCAUAUGACACCAUACCCCAUAAUGGGGCAUUCCAUAAAAACACACUUCCCACAGUCAUUUCCAAUUGACAUUUUAUUUGCAGUUUCUCAGCUGCUCAGAGACUUAUAAUAGGAAAUACAGGUAAGGCACCAUUUUAGUUUUUAUAACAUGCUUCAAACCUUUACUUUUUGUAUCAAAAGGACGCAUUAGCUCAUUUAGGCCCAUUGAAAUCAGUGGAAGUUAGGAACCUAAAUACCUUUCAUAGGUCUGCCAACCCUCCCGCUUUUGCCUGGAGUCUCCCAAAUUUGGGCUUUAUCUCCCGGAGACUACUAAAGCCCAUCGAGGAGAUUUUAGGCUGCUAGAAAUCUGGCAGCGCAGCAGGGCUAAGGCAGGCUCCUUACCUGCCCUGGCCCCAUGCUGCUCCCAAAAGUGGCCAGCAUGUCCCUGCGGCCCCUGCAAGGGGCAGGGGUCUCCGCGUGCUGCCUGUGCCCCAAGUGCCCCCUCCGCAACUCCCAUUGGCCAGGAACCUUAGGAGUCCACCAGUAUAAUCAAGAGAGUCCACAAACAUGCCUGCAACCAGAAGUGACGUGGGAUCACAUACCUUCCCCAAAUUUCUGCCUUCCAUUUAGCACUAGCCCCCCUAGUACCUAACAAGUACCCUAAAAUAGUUGCAAACAGGACUUGAUUGUCACACUCAACAGCUGUAAUGAAGAAAGAAGAACAUCUAGUGUGAAAUGCAUCAUCUUUGAACCAGUGAUUUCUUGUAGACCUUCUUGAAACCCUGGAAAUAUAUCUUCUCAACUGUACUUUGCAUUCUUUCUGUCUCUUCCUGUAUACUUCUCUUCUUUUUCAUAUUAAAGUCAUUCUGCAUCAU